Myripristis murdjan (pinecone soldierfish) is the source of this 1323-nucleotide messenger RNA. It is a transcript of the gene lrrc20, whose product is annotated as leucine rich repeat containing 20. NCBI's taxonomy places the organism in Eukaryota, Metazoa, Chordata, Actinopteri, Holocentriformes, Holocentridae. Gene Ontology annotation, molecular function: protein binding. The coding region runs from base 356 to 880 and encodes 174 amino acids. The record is from RefSeq and is a predicted model, not a curated record. The transcript has 5 exons.
ACUUGACAGCGCAGGAUUGAGUUUGACGAAGUGCUGUGUCGCUCCGCAGGCAGGGCAGUGUUUAGCUAGCAGCUAGCAUAGACUAACAACAGUAAGUCACCAGCACCAAAGUGGAGCUGAUGUGGACUGACUGGGUCCGACUUCUAAUUUACACAGCAGGCUGGAGAGAUUUUUUUUGACGUAGCAGUAAAUUUAACCUGCCACGGCUAAAAAUACACACUCGCCAAAUGUGAGUGUGGUGUUACUGAAUGAAUGGAUGUGAUUGGCCGGCGGGCUGCUGACCGGCUAGCUAACACCGGCAGCUGCCAGCUGCUGUAACUUUAGCCCAAACACAGAGGGGACAAUUACAGAAAAAAUGGCUGAGGCAGUGGCAAAUGUGGCAAGGAGGAUCAAUGCCACAGUGGAGGAGGGGAAAGAGAGUUUAGACCUGUCCAACUGCAAGCUGGUCAGUUUCCCAGACGGUGUAUUCAAGGUCCUCAGAAGUGUUACGGAAAACAUACAUCUAAUCACACUGGCUGACAAUGAGAUGAAGGCACUCUCCAGCAAAUUUUUUACAACCUUCACUCAGCUGAGAGAAUUGGAACUGCAAGGCAAUGUUCUCACCAAACUGCCUGAUGCUGUGGGGGAAAUGGAGCAUUUGACCAGCAUCAAUUUGGCUAAUAACAAGUUCUCCAUCUUCCCGGAGAAGCUUACAGAAAUAGCCACACUGGAGAGGAUUAACCUGGAGGGAAAUGACAUCACUGAAAUUCCAAUGGAGAAGUUGUCUGCCAUGCCAGCGCUGAAGUGGCUAAACAUCAAAUCAAAUCCUUUGGACACAGAUACACUAUCUGCUGUGCAGUCUCCCCACAAAUUUGACAUUUUGUCUACAGCAGAGGCCUAACAAAAUGUUGUACUUGACAUUUUCCCACGCAGAGACUCGAUUGCAUGCUGUGUGCCUUUCAGUAUUUCAGUGGGAUAAUUUCUUGUGCCUCACACAUGACAAUGCACAUUACCUUCAAACAUCAUGCUGCUGUGCAAGAGCCAAGCAAAUACAAGUGUGGAAAGAUUGGCAUCCUCUGUGCCAUCUUUACACACACCCUCCGUGUUGAGUUGACACCCUGUCGCCUCGACAUCAGCCUCUGUACGAGCUAGAAAUAGUGAAAGAGGAUAUUUGGAUGCUAUGCACUUGGAAAAUGAAAACAAUUUUAUAUGCCAGGUUUAUCAUGUUUUUGUCUCAUUUGAGAUUUUUGAAAUGACUUAUUCAUGAAAUUGUGUUUGAAAUGACUUUUUUGAUAGUGUGGAAGAAGUUUUCCAUUUUAAAGACUAUACACUUGCAGUUACACA